GUUCCUCACUCAAAGCAGCCAACCCGUCAGCCAUUUUCUGCCUGUCAGAGCCCGGACUGGGGCGACGGUUCGAUUCCGGCUCUCCUCCGCCGAACCCUUUCUCACCUUCCAGCCCAAACUCGGCCACAGCUCAGCCAAGGACUUCUCAAUGUUUGCGCCCACACAGGAUGGGGAGAGAAAGGAAAACAUUAGGAAAUCCAGAAUCAUACAGCCAAGUGCUUAAAGGCAGAAAGAGUUGAAAAACCUAACAGAUGAGCUUGCGCAGAAGAUUGAACAAGUCAGCAAUUGUGAGCUUCUAGCCAAUUGUGUGGCAAUCUCUGAUCUAACAGACUUCAUACUGUGAUAAAAUGGCCAGAGUUGGUGAAAAUGCCCAUAAGCGGGACGCAAUUUGUAUUUUUGGUACUGGGGACUUUGGCAGAUCCUUGGGCAUGAGACUGCUCAAGUCAGGUUACCCAGUGGUUUAUGGUAGCCGAGACCCAAAGAACUCCACCCUGCUGCCAAGUGGAGCACAAGUGUUUAACCACACGGAGGCUCUGAAAACAUCCAAGGUCAUUUUCUUGGCAGUUCACAGGGAAAGCUAUGACUUUAUCCCACCUCUGUCUGAUUUGCUAGAAGGAAAAGUGCUGGUGGAUGUAAGCAACAACCUCAGAAUGAACCAAUACUCUGAGUCCAAUGCACAGUAUCUGUCUCAGCUGGUUCCCAAAGCCAAUGUGGUGAAGGGAUUCAAUACAGUUUCAGCCUGGGCCCUGCAGUCAGGCAGCCUGGAUGCCAGCAGUCAGGUCUUUGUCUGUGGGGAUGACAAUAAAUCUAAACAAUUGGUGAUGGAAGUUGCCAGGAGUAUAGGCCUCACUCCUUUAGACCAGGGAUCCCUUCUAGCAGCUGAAGAACUGGAAAACUACCCUCUUCAGCUCUUUCCAAUGUGGAGACUACCACUUACUAUAGCGGCUGGUCUCACAGUAUUCUUCUUCAUUUACUGCGUGGUGAUUGAUGUAAUCUAUCCCUAUGCAAAAGAAAAUAAUGAUGUUUCCUAUCGGCUUGCAAUUUCCAUUCCUAAUCGUAUCUUCCCAAAUGUCUCCCUAAUCCUACUUAGCUUAGUUUAUCUGCCGGGUGUGAUUGCUGCAUUCAUUCAGCUCUACAGGGGGACAAAAUACAAGAGAUUCCCCGACUGGCUCGACAGAUGGAUGUUGUGUCGAAAGCAACUUGGACUUGUAGCACUUGCCUAUGCCUUCCUUCAUGUUCUCUACACAUUCAUCAUACCCACAAGGUACUCAGUUAGAUGGCGCUGGAUGCACUCAAUGAUUGAAGAGUCAAAGAAGAAUAAAACUAUGCAGUUAAACAAAAUGCUAUCCUGGCGUGUUGACCUGUAUUUUGCAUUAGGAAUGCUGGGGUUUGGUCUUUACGUUUUGCUGGGCAUCACUUCUCUUCCAUCAGUCAGCAAUGUUGUAAACUGGAGAGAGUUCCGAUUUGUGCAGUCAAAGCUGGGUUAUAUAACGCUCCUGUUGUGCACUGCUCAUGCUGCACUGUUUGGCUGGGACAGAUUUCUGCAAUCAAAAUGGUAUAGAUGGGGGCUUCCACAAGCAUACAUGUUGGGCAUGGUGAUUCCCUGCAUUGUGCUGGUUCUAAAGCUGAUUCUCAUAACACCAUGUGUAGACAAAAUGAUCACUAGGAUCCGGCAGGGCUGGGAGAGAAAGUCAAAAAUUAAAGUCUGCAGUAACAAAUCAUCAUUUAUUUGAAGAAUAUUUGGGUUUUUUUUCCUUUAUUUGAAGCCUAGGAAGCCUUCAUUUCAUGAACACAAAGCAGAGAAUAAAUGGUCCGAGAUCCAUAAGGCCAAGUUUAUGAUCCCUCACCCAGGGUUUCUAUGUCUUUUUCCUUGAGGUGGAUGGAACACUUGCACCUGGACCAAGUAAAUGCAUUCAAGCAGCAAUUAAAAGUGGGGGUGGAGGGGGUAAAGAAGCACUUUGUAGCAUAUUUACCUGCUUCUAUGGUCAUUUGGAGGUGUGCCCAGAGAAAUGGGGAAUUGGACCCUUUUGUUUUUCUUUUCAACAGUCUUCUCCUGCACAGUGUUUGUUUGUAAGUGAUCUAUGGCCUCUGGGAACUGGGUUCAAAUACACCACAAACUGAUACGAACGUAUGAACAUGCAAGCACAUGAACAUCCACAUAUACGAACAUAUGAAUCUGGAGCAGGAAUAGGCCGUUUGACCCCCUGGGCCUGCCCCGCCAUUUGGUAAGAUCAUGGCCGAUCUGAUUGUGGCCUUAAUUCUACUUUCCUGUCCAUUCCCUAUACCUUUUGUCUCCCUUGUCAAUCAAGAGUCUAUCUAGUUCAGCCUUAAAAAUAUUCAAUGAAUCAGCCUCUACUGCUUCCUGGGGAAGAGAAUUCCACAGACUAACGACCCUCUGAGAGAAAAAAUUCUCCUUGUCUCUGUCUUAACUGUGUCCCCUCAGUCUAGUCUCUCUCACAAGAGGAAACAUCCUCUCAACAUACACCCUGUCAAGUCCCCUCAAGAUCUUACAUGUUUCAAUAAUAUCGCCUCACAUUCUUCUAAACUCCAGUGGAUACAAGCCCAACCUGU
Messenger RNA from Carcharodon carcharias (great white shark), 2571 nucleotides. RefSeq names its product STEAP family member 4 (gene steap4). Bases 348 to 1733 code for a protein of 461 amino acids. Gene Ontology annotation, cellular component: endosome; plasma membrane. The transcript has 6 exons. The record is from RefSeq and is a predicted model, not a curated record. NCBI's taxonomy places the organism in Eukaryota, Metazoa, Chordata, Chondrichthyes, Lamniformes, Lamnidae. Gene Ontology annotation, molecular function: cupric reductase (NADH) activity; ferric-chelate reductase (NADPH) activity. Gene Ontology annotation, biological process: copper ion import.